Cooperia oncophora is the source of this 300-nucleotide messenger RNA. The record is from the annotation of a GenBank genome assembly. NCBI's taxonomy places the organism in Eukaryota, Metazoa, Nematoda, Chromadorea, Rhabditida, Trichostrongylidae.
AUGACUUCACAAAUGAUACGUGGUAACGUACCAGUGCAGCAGAUGGCUCCUCAACCAAUACUACCCAGCGAUCAGGACGCUUUGAUACGAACCCUGAAUGACGUCAGUCAAAGGGACGACGUUAAAUUGAAAGCUGUCCAGGAUGCUUGGAGCAAGUUCGAUGCGUUCAGCGUCACGCCCACUUUUGAUCAAUUCCUCGAUAGCCUGAUGAGGGCUUUUUUGAAACUUUUCAGUGAAACGGUACCGCAGUUCAUUGUGGAAAAUAAUACUCAGGUAUGCUUCGUGUAUCUUGCUCUUGCG